Messenger RNA from Sinocyclocheilus grahami, 797 nucleotides. Its product is annotated as protein zyg-11 homolog. The record is from RefSeq and is a predicted model, not a curated record. The transcript is spliced from 8 exons. The coding region runs from base 39 to 713 and encodes 224 amino acids. NCBI's taxonomy places the organism in Eukaryota, Metazoa, Chordata, Actinopteri, Cypriniformes, Cyprinidae. Gene Ontology annotation, cellular component: Cul2-RING ubiquitin ligase complex.
UCCUGCACAUUGUGUGGUAGAAAACGUGUCAGGGUAUCAUGGAUGCCACGUUGAAGUUCACACUCAGCGCUCUGUGGAACCUCACAGAUGAAUCUCCUACCACCUGCAGAUACUUCAUAGAGAACCAGGGACUAGAGCUCUUCAUCAAAGUACUCGAGUCCUUUCCAUCAGAGUCAUCCAUUCAACUGAAGAUCCUGGGUUUACUGAACAACAUCGCUGAGGUGGGGGAGUUGCACGGUGAGCUGAUGGUUCAGAGUUUUCUGGAUCACAUCCGCUCUCUGCUGCACAGUCCAGAGGUGGAGGUCAGUUAUUUUGCCGCAGGCAUCUUGGCACACCUCACCUCACGGGGCGAGAAGGUGUGGACCCUCGACCUGUCACUCAGGACCACGCUGCUGGAGAAACUGCAUUCGGUGAUUCUGAAGUGGCCAAUGCCGGAAUGUGAGAUGGUAGCGUACAGGUCGUUCAACCCUUUCUUCCCUUUACUGGAGUGCUUCCAGACCCCAGGAGUCCAGCUGUGGGCCGCAUGGGCCAUGCAGCACGUCUGCAGCAAAAAUGCGGGGCGGUACUGCAGCAUGUUACUGGAGGAGGGAGGACAGCAGCAGCUAGAGGCAAUGAGGUCACAUCCCAAAACCCACGGCGACGUGCGGCGAUUGGCCGAAAGCAUCCUAGACAGUUUACAUCGCCACAGAGCCACCCAAAAUACACAUGCAUAGAGAGAAAAACCUUCCAUGACACAAUUAGUGGUCUCUGGAUAGGAUGCCGCAAAAAACUGGAAGCUUUUUGUAUGUGUUUGUGUU